Messenger RNA from Helianthus annuus (common sunflower), 981 nucleotides. RefSeq lists its product as uncharacterized. The record is from RefSeq and is a predicted model, not a curated record. Lineage: Eukaryota; Viridiplantae; Streptophyta; Magnoliopsida; Asterales; Asteraceae. The coding region runs from base 1 to 981 and encodes 326 amino acids. The transcript is spliced from 2 exons.
AUGGCCAUUCAUCAGUUAGAUGUCAAGGAUGCCUUCUUACAUGUCCACCUAAACGGAACCGUUUUUAUGCAUCAGCCCCCCGAUUUUAUUGAUAAACAGUUUCUAGGUUUUGUCUUCAGGUUGAAGAAAUCGUUAUACGGGCUUAAACAAGCUCCCCAUGCUUGUCACGGACAAGAUCUGGCAUAUCUUUUGCUUUAUGUUGAUGAUAUUGUCCUCAUAGCUUCGUCUGACAGAUUGCUGCAUAACAUCAUUCAGACACUCUCACGAGAGUUUGCUAUGUCUGACUUGGGUAACUUGCAUCACUUCUUCUUGGGUAUCAAAGUUACUCGCACUAAGGAUGGCUUGUUUUUUUAUCAAGCUCAAUAUGCUAAAGACAUAAUUUCUCGGGCCAAUAUGACAUCUUGUAAGCCAUGUGCUACUCCCGUUGAUCUAUCAUCCAAACUAAGUGCCACGGAUGGCCCACUUUUUCAUGAUCCCACUUUAUACCGCAGUCUUGCGGGGGCCCUACAGUACCUGGCUUUUACCCGUCUGGACAUCUCUUAUGCAGUUCAGCAGGUGUGCUUAUUUAUGCACGAGCCACAUGAACCUCGUUAUGCAUUUAUGAAGCGCAUUAUUCGAUACAUACAGGGGACCUUGGCCUAUGGUAUUCGUAUGGUAAAAUCUGCUACAACUUCUUUGGUUGCAUAUUCCGAUACUGAUUGGGGCGGAUGCCCAGAUUCCCACCGCUCUACGAGUGGCUAUUGUGUGUUUCUUGGGAAUAAUUUGCUUUCUCCUCUAAACGCCAGCCAACUGUUUCACGUUCCAGUGCAGAGGCUGAAUACCGCGGUGUUGCGAAUGCUGUUGCUGAAAUCAAUUGGCUACGAAACUUACUGCUUGAACUGCAUGUUCCUCUUCUUCAGGCGCCGAUCGUCUUUAUUGAUAAUGUCUCUGCCGUAUAUCUGUCUGACAAUCCGGUGCAGCAUCAGCGUACGAAGCAUAUAG